Molecule: messenger RNA, 1290 nt
Organism: Stegodyphus dumicola
Lineage: Eukaryota; Metazoa; Arthropoda; Arachnida; Araneae; Eresidae
Product: integrator complex subunit 15
Source: RefSeq, a predicted model, not a curated record
GAUCAGGUCUAUGUUUAACGUCAUGUUGUUGUUUAUGGUUUUGUAGUUUAUCUUUCUACUUAAAAUUCCCGAAACGGGUAGAAUUACACAUAAGUAUGGGUGAUGUAAAGUGUUAUUUGAGGAAAAUGGAUUUCCCUAAUGUUGUUCCAGAAGCACUAAGACACAUACAGAAAUUAUGGCUUCCUGAUUGUUCAUCUCAACAACUUUCAUUAAUGAAAGAAUUAUCUGAAGAAUUCGUUUUUUUCGAAAUUGAUAAGUGGGGAAACAAGAGGAAUCAAAAACUGCCACCCAUUAAGGAGCUUCAGAUUGUAGAGAGGAUAGCUUGGUAUUUUAGACAACCUGAAAAUGACCAGAAAAUGGCUACUUUUCAGUUUCUUUUCCCGUUUGGUUCUUCGCUUCUUGAUAACAGGUUACCCGUUUUAGGGAAAUUAUUAUCCCUAGCUAUUGCUACUGAGAAUGGUAAUGUUUUAAGUUACAUAGGAACAUGGAUGCAGCUUUGCACCUGUGUAUCUGAUUAUUCUGCAUUUAUAGCCAAAGCAGUAGUUCGUGAGCAUAUAAAACCGUCAGCACCUAGUGAGAGGAUGAAGAAUUUACCUGUCAUAUCACCAGUAUUUUGUGCUAGCUUAAUAUCAGCAAUUACAAAUAUGUAUCUCACUAGCUGUCCUCCUGAUCAUAUUAUCAACAUAAUUUUAGAAUGGAUAAAUAGUGUGCCAAUGCUUUGCUUCUCACCUUUUAAAUUAAGUAUUCCAAGUAGUUUUAAUUUUCCUGGUCCUCAGACACCUAUUCCUGGACUAAUGUUUUGGUGCAUAUUGUCUCCUUUGUACAAAGAGUACUCUGAUUGUGCUGGAAGUUGCGACAGCAGUAAUAAAACAUUUUCAUCAUUAUUGUUAGCUUUACUUCAGUGUAUGACAAAGUCUGCUGCUUCGAGAGAUCCUUCUUGGUGUGAAGCUGUUUCUGCUACAAGCAUUAUUGUUAUUGCUGAAACUCUGAAAAAAAUGAGUUACAUUUCUAAGGAUAGACUGGAUACAUCAUUAGAUAGAUUUGCUAUGUGUGUAGAAGUAGCUCUUUCAAGCAGUUGUUUACAUGUUCACCCUGAACGCCUUGGUAAAUUAUUUUUUCACUGCUUACAACUGCCGUAUAAUCGUCCUUUAAAAAUUGUUUUGCAAAAAUGGAGUGCUGUUCUACGCCCUGACUCCUAAUGAACAAAAGCACAUAUUGUAUUAUCUAAAUUUAUUUUUCCAGCACUCAGUCUGUUAAUAAAAUAUGAAAAUAUUUUUUUUAAUUUCUGAA